This is a messenger RNA of Lecanosticta acicola, 1589 nucleotides long. The record is from the annotation of a GenBank genome assembly. Lineage: Eukaryota; Fungi; Ascomycota; Dothideomycetes; Mycosphaerellales; Mycosphaerellaceae.
AUGCUCUCGACAGUCGUUACCUCGACCAUUUUCGCGCUCGGCGUCGCAGCGCAGCAGUAUGCCGGAGAUGUCAUCAGUGCUGGCCUGCCGACCAUCGAAGGGGCCGAAGUCGCUUUCUUCAAGAUUCCGGACACGACUGGCGUCAACAAUAACUUGACGCUGAUCAAUUACUACUCGCAUGGUACCAGUGGAGGGCGGAUUGUGGAAUCCAAUGUGCAGAGAGUGCUGAUCACGAUUCAUGGGCUGCUGAGGGAUCCGUGGGAUUAUAUGAACGAUGUGCAUAAACUCCACGUCAAGAGAAUGACUACUCGCGAGCUGACUGCUGUUGCUAUGACCAGACCCUGAACGCAUUGGACCUUGCUACGACGCAAGACGCGAACAUCAACAGAGAUUCGGUGGCCGUGAUAGCUCCCUACUUCGCCAAUGGGGACGACAAGGGCCUCGCAUAUCCUUGGACUGAUGGACUUGGCGCGAAUCAAGGCUCUACUACCAAUGCUCUUGUCUGGGCUGGCUCUCAAUGGCUUGCAGGUCUCAACAACCAAUACCCGCAUUCCUCCACAGGCACCUCCGGCUUCUACGUCUUGGACACUCUGAUCAACUACUUUAACGAUGCGACUCUCUUUCCGGACCUAAAGCAGAUCGUGUUGGUCGGCCACUCCGCAGGUGGGCAGAUGCUUCAGCGAUAUGCUGUCGUUGGAGACAACCUCAACACUCGGGUGCCCGUCACUUACUGGAUUGGCAAUCCUGACAGCUAUGCCUGGCUAAGUGAGGAUCGGCCGCUUUCGACCGCAGAUUGCCCCAUCUUCGAUGAGUACCGUGAAGGCUACUCGAACUUCACCGACGUCGGCAUGGUCUACGGCACCUAUAUUGUCGGUGAGGGCAGAGAGGCUCUUGUGAACAACUACAACAGCAAGCAAAUCGCUUACGCCCGCGCUAUGCUUGAUCAUGGAGACGUGUCGCACGAUUGUCGGGCUAAUACUACUGGCAACGACCGCCACGAGCGAUUCUUCUUCUACAUCCAAGAUGUUCCACCGACGUGCGACGACUCGACGUCUUGGAACUGCGACACUGUCGACCUCAUCCAAGUCACUCAUGACAACGGACAGAUGUUCCAAUCACCUGCUGGUCAAGCCCGACUGUUCACCGACAACUUCUACGGCGAUAACUCCCGCGCUUACGACUUCGGAUAUCCCCGUGCGCAAACCGGUGACGACCCAUUUCCCGACCCAUCUCAAGCGAGCAUCCAAAACCCCAACAUCAACUACAACGUGUACGCCGGCAACAUGACUUACCAAGGCUGCUGGACAAACCAAGAACCUAUCACUCCCCAAGCGCUGCCGACCAUGCUCUUCGACAAUGCCAGCAACUCGAUCGAAGCAUGCUGCUCGGCUUGCACCAACAGCGGCUACAGCAUUGCCGGAAUGCAGAACCAGACGGAAUGCUAUUGUGGAAACGCGCUCAACGGCCAAUCUGCAGUGCUCGUUGUCGACAGCAGCUGUUUACUUACCUGCCCUGGCAACACCGCCGAGAUUUGUGGCAGCAUUAAUCGAUUUUCGAUCUUUUCCAACGCAUACCCUAACUUUGACUGA